Kogia breviceps (pygmy sperm whale) is the source of this 1643-nucleotide messenger RNA. RefSeq names its product DDB1 and CUL4 associated factor 13 (gene DCAF13). Gene Ontology annotation, biological process: maturation of SSU-rRNA from tricistronic rRNA transcript (SSU-rRNA, 5.8S rRNA, LSU-rRNA). The record is from RefSeq and is a predicted model, not a curated record. Gene Ontology annotation, molecular function: protein binding. Gene Ontology annotation, cellular component: nucleolus; small-subunit processome. Lineage: Eukaryota; Metazoa; Chordata; Mammalia; Artiodactyla; Physeteridae.
GCAGCAGCAGCGGGAACCUGAAGUGGAAGGCUCGUGGAGUCGGGAAGAACUAGGAGCAGGAUGAAGGUGAAGAUGCUGAGCCGGAACCCGGACAGCUAUAUCCGAGAAACCAAACUGGACUUACAGAGAGUUCCAAGAAACUAUGAUCCUACCUUACAUCCUUUUGAGGUCCCACGAGAAUAUGUAAGAGCUUUAAAUGCCACCAAACUGGAACGGGUUUUUGCGAAACCGUUCCUUGCUUCCCUGGAUGGUCACCGAGACGGAGUCAGUUGCUUGGCAAAACAUCCGAAGAGUCUGGCUACUGUCCUUUCUGGGGCAUGUGAUGGAGAGGUUAGAAUUUGGAACUUAACUAAACGAAAAUGUGUUCAUACGGUACAAGCACAUGAAGGUUUUGUACGAGGAAUAUGUGCUCGCUUUUGUGGGACUUCCUUUUUUACUGUUGGUGAUGACAAAACUGUGAAGCAGUGGAAAAUGGAUGGACCGGGCUAUGGAGAAGAGGAGGAACCAUUGCAUACAAUAUUAGGAAAGACAGUAUAUACAGGAAUUGAUCAUCACUGGAAAGAAGCUGUUUUUGCCACAUGUGGACAGCAAGUAGACAUUUGGGAUGAACAAAGAACGAGUCCUGUAUGUUCAAUGACUUGGGGAUUUGACAGUAUAAGCAGUGUUAAAUUUAACCCAAUUGAGACAUUUCUCUUGGGAAGUUGUGCUUCUGACAGGAAUAUUGUACUAUAUGAUAUGAGGCAAGCUACUCCUCUGAAAAAGGUCAUCUUAGACAUGAGAACAAAUACAAUUUGCUGGAACCCUAUGGAAGCUUUCAUUUUUACUGCAGCAAACGAAGAUUACAACUUAUAUACUUUCGAUAUGCGUGCACUGGACACUCCUGUAAUGGUACAUAUGGAUCACGUAUCUGCGGUGCUUGAUGUGGAUUACUCUCCCACUGGGAAAGACUUUGUGUCUGCUAGUUUUGAUAAAUCUAUUCGAAUCUUUCCUGUGGACAAAAGUAGAAGCAGGGAAGUCUAUCAUACAAAGAGAAUGCAACAUGUUAUCUGUGUAAAAUGGACUUCUGACAGCAAGUACAUUAUGUGUGGAUCUGAUGAAAUGAACAUUCGUCUAUGGAAAGCUAAUGCUUCUGAAAAGUUGGGUGUGCUUACGUCACGAGAAAAAGCAGCCACAGAUUAUAACCAGAGGUUAAAGGAGAAAUUUCAACAUCAUCCUCACAUAAAACGUAUCUCUCGUCACCGACAUCUACCAAAAUCUAUCUACAGCCAGAUUCAGGAACAGCGCAUCAUGAAAGAAGCUCGUCGACGAAAGGAACUGAAUCGUAUCAAACAUAGCAAGCCUGGAUCUGUGCAGAGGGUAUCAGAGAAGAAGAAACGCGUAGUGGCAGUUGUGAAAUAAUAUUUGGUAUUCCUACCAAUACUGAUGUAUAAGUAUUUGUUAUGUUUUGAUUUGUGAACCCUACAAAUAAAAGUACUGGCUCUAGUAUAGCAAUGAGUGUUUUAGUUGUAUGUGUAGAGCUUAAUCAUUGCACAUUUUUGCUAUCCUGAAAAAUUAUCUUUAAAUGUGACCUGGUCGAUAAGACUAUCCAACAUUUUAUUCCUGAUCUUCUUUCUUACUGCAUUAAAGAAUACAGUAUUUACAAA